CAUUUUUUACCAUGUCUUCCGUAAAAUUAGCCGAAAAAAACUAUCUGAAGGACCCUUUUAAGAAGACUGGUCUUGGGGCCCUCAUGUCCAAAUCUGACAAGGCUUCUGACGUCGCCAAUGAAGGCUACUUCAAGCAUUGGGAUGGAGGUGUUUCGGCAGACGAUGAGGAUAAAAGAUUGAGCGACUACUCGAACUUGACUGCUCAUUACUACAACUUGGUCACGGACUUUUAUGAGUAUGGUUGGGGCUCUUCGUUCCAUUUCUCAAGAUACUAUAAGGGUGAGGCAUUCAGACAAGCCACGGCGAGACAUGAGCACUUUUUGGCCCACAAAAUGAACAUCCAAGAGAACAUGAAGGUCUUGGAUGUUGGUUGUGGUGUGGGUGGCCCUGGUAGAGAGAUUUGCAGAUUCACUGACUGCACCAUUGUCGGUUUGAACAACAACGACUACCAAAUUGAGAGAGCCCAACACUAUGCCAAGAAGUAUAACUUGGAUGACAAAUUAUCAUAUGUCAAAGGCGACUUCAUGCAAAUGGACUUCGAGCCUGAAUCCUUUGAUGCUGUGUAUGCCAUUGAGGCUACCGUGCACGCCCCUGUCUUGGAGGGUGUGUACUCUGAAAUUUACAAAGUGUUGAAGCCCGGGGGAGUUUUUGGUGUUUACGAAUGGGUUAUGACUGACGAUUACGACGAAACAAACGAGGAGCACCGUAAGAUUGCCUACGGUAUUGAAGUCGGUGAUGGUAUUCCAAAGAUGUACAAAAGAGAGGUUGCAGAAAAAGCAUUGAAAAACGUUGGAUUCAAUGUUGAAUAUGAAAAAGAUUUGGCUGACACCGAUGAUGAAAUUCCCUGGUACUAUCCUUUGGCUGGUGAAUGGAAGCACGUGCAAACCUUGUCAGAUUACUACACUAUUUUCAGAACUUCCAAAAUCGGUAGAAAGGUCACCACCGAAAUGGUUGGUUUGUUGGAAAAAAUCGGAUUUGCUCCCAUAGGUUCUAAGCAGGUCACUGGAGCUUUGGAAGAUGCCGCGGUCAACUUAGUUGCCGGAGGUAAGCAGAAGUUGUUCACGCCUAUGAUGUUGUACAUCGCGCGUAAACCAUUGGAUGCCGAGAACUAAUUUAUAUCUUACUACUAUUUUCCCCAUAUGUACAAUAAAGCCCUGG
Messenger RNA from Metschnikowia bicuspidata var. bicuspidata NRRL YB-4993, 1158 nucleotides. RefSeq names its product sterol 24-C-methyltransferase (gene ERG6). Gene Ontology annotation, biological process: ergosterol biosynthetic process. NCBI's taxonomy places the organism in Eukaryota, Fungi, Ascomycota, Pichiomycetes, Serinales, Metschnikowiaceae. The record is from RefSeq and is a predicted model, not a curated record. The coding region runs from base 12 to 1112 and encodes 366 amino acids. The transcript has 2 exons. Gene Ontology annotation, molecular function: sterol 24-C-methyltransferase activity. Gene Ontology annotation, cellular component: endoplasmic reticulum.